Notothenia coriiceps (black rockcod) is the source of this 2905-nucleotide messenger RNA. RefSeq names its product sphingomyelin synthase-related protein 1. Lineage: Eukaryota; Metazoa; Chordata; Actinopteri; Perciformes; Nototheniidae. Gene Ontology annotation, molecular function: protein binding; ceramide cholinephosphotransferase activity; sphingomyelin synthase activity. The coding region runs from base 254 to 1483 and encodes 409 amino acids. Gene Ontology annotation, cellular component: endoplasmic reticulum membrane; Golgi membrane; plasma membrane. Gene Ontology annotation, biological process: ceramide biosynthetic process. The transcript is spliced from 6 exons. The record is from RefSeq and is a predicted model, not a curated record.
GUCAGCAUGAGCCAAACCCUGUGUAGCUGAUUUUACGUGCGCAGCUACACUGGACAUUACCGACGUGUGUCAACAGUGCUGUGCUAAACAGCGCGAAGCCGGGCCGAAAUGAUUUCCAACAAGCCCAUGUUUUUGGAGCAAAGGCUACUAGGUUUUAUUCAGAUUCUUGUUAGAUGCCAUUUAGCUAGCUAGCUGAAUAAAUAAAGUAUCGUCUUCUGUCACAUCUCAGUCCGGCCUUCAGAGUGAGGAGGCAAUGAACCAACUGAGUGUCCGUCGCUGGACGCCAAAACACGUCGCCAAGUGGCUGAAAGAAGAGGGAUUCUGUGACUAUGUGGACCUGCUGUGCAACAAGCACCGGCUGGACGGCACCAGUCUGCUCGCCCUCAGCGAGUACGACCUCCGCUCACCACCUCUGGAGCUCAAAGUGCUGGGGGACAUCAAGCGGCUGAUGGUGUCCAUACGCAAACUACAGAAACAGAACAUUGAAGUGUUGGAGGAGCUGGGUCUUCCCUUUGAUGGCCACUCUCCCACAGGGUCUGGAGGUAGUUUGGACUGGCUGUGUAACGGUGACCCAACCAGAGACUGUGACAGCACUGACACAGCACCUGUGGGAGAGGAGUAUCACCAGUACACUAAUGGAAAGUACAAGCAGCAGCCAAGGCGCCUGGAUCCUGAGUACUGGAAGACGGCGCUAAGCUCCAUUUAUGUGGUGUUCGUGUUUGGGUUCACAUCCUUUGUCAUGGUUAUAGUACAUGAGAGGGUGCCUGACAUGCGCACAUACCCUCCACUGCCAGAUAUUUUCCUAGACAGUGUGCCUAGAAUACCUUGGGCCUUUGCCAUGGCUGAAGCAUGUGGGGUGAUCCUGUGUAAUGUCUGGUUGCUGGUUCUGCUGCUCCAUAAACACAGGUCCAUCCUCUUGCGGCGCAUGUGCAGCCUCAUGGGAACGGUGUUCAUGCUGCGCUGCAUCACCAUGUUUGUCACUUCCCUGUCUGUGCCAGGACAGCACCUGCAAUGCUCAGGAAAGAUGUAUGGUGACACGUGGGCCAAACUGCAGCGAGCUGUGGCAAUCUGGAGCGGAUUUGGGAUGACCCUGACAGGCGUGCAUACAUGUGGUGACUACAUGUUCAGCGGGCACACUGUGGUCAUCACUCUGCUCAACUUCUUUGUCACAGAGUACACUCCCCGAAGCUGGAACUUUAUUCACACACUGUCAUGGGUCUUAAAUCUCUUUGGCAUCUUCUUCAUCUUGGCUGCACACGAACACUACUCCAUCGACGUGUUCAUAGCGUUCUACAUCACUACCAGACUCUUCCUGUACUACCACACUCUGGCCAACACCCGGGCCUACCAGCAGAGUCGAAGAGCUCGCAUCUGGUUCCCCAUGUUCUCCUUCUUUGAGUGCAACGUCAACGGGCCCGUCCCCAACGAGUACUGUUGGCCCUUCACUAGACCUACUGUGAUUCGGAAGUUUAUUGGAAAAUGAGCUGGUGCAGCGGUUCUGUCAGACACUUCUUAGCCUUUGCUGUUUAGUCUGCUUUGUCAAGUUGCCAACUGAGGCGGUGUGUGAUGUCUUCAUCAACAAAGACUACUGUUGUGAUCCUGUUAGCACCGAGGCCUGAUGGGAUACACUGAGCCAUACCUUCUUAUGUUCUACUAGGAUUUCUCUUCUAACCUUCUUCUACUUCUCUGUCACCUUUUUAAGUCAGAUCAAACUCACAUCUGACAGAAUUUCUUAAAAGCCCCAUCAAAACUCAGCUUUUUUUUUUAUGGUGAACACAGAGAGGAUGUGUCUAAUGUAUUAGUUUCUUAUUUCUCCUCUAAAGGGAUGUCAUUUUAUGCAUUUUUAAGUACUUCCCAACUUAAAGACUAACUCUUAAGCCUGUUAUAGUAUUUUGAUAGCACAUGAUAAAAGGAAGCCGCAUCAAGAAAUUCUCAGGCAUUCGUGUACCUAAUCUUUCACAGCAGUAGGCCAUUUUCUGCGCAAUUUAAAAUCCCUGAUCAUUUCAAGGUUAGGAUCUUAACAUUUUGUCUAACUUUAUAAUUAAUCAAAACAAAACUAUAUGGACCACUGUUGAAGCAAUAUUCAGUAAGACAUUACACUGUUGCUUUUUCCUGUAUAGCAAAAAUAUUGUUCAUCAUUUUGAGAAACAGAUGUUACAUUAUGUUGUUUGGAAGUCUUUGUCAUUCCUUAAAAUAAUGCUUACAUUUUCGAUAAUGUUACUAAGUGUUGACACUAAUCCAUGGCUUAAUAAAAGAUUCAGUUUGUUAAAAGUAUGAUAAUUUCAGCCAAAAUCAUGGAAUCAAAGAUGUAUUUCCAGUUGUCUUAAAUAUAAUUCCAAUUGCCAAUUACCUUGAGUGUUAUGAUAGAUUUCUCUGUGUAGAAAUGUUGAAUUUUUUUUUAUGUGAGAUAGUUGUAUAGUGCUUUUUUAAAUCAUCAUAAAGUGUAGAUGAUUAACAUCCUUUACCUUAAAAUGUAGUUCUUACAAAUGAUCCUCAAAUUUGUAUGUACCUGUUAAUAUUAAUUUAUUUCAUUUUGUAACCGUCGAUAGGUAUUUUUAUAUUUCAUAUACAGUGUUACAGCAACAUGCACAUGGAGAAAUAGGUUUACAGUUGCUCUUAACUAUGUAUUUAUUUGAAACACAAUGUGCUUUUUGAGUGUUAUGUUGAUUUAGAUAGGCCUCUACAUCUAAUUGAGUGAAACCUGCCACUGUAUUAAGAGACAUGUUUUAAUUGAUGUGGUCAUUACAGCAUGUUAAAAACAUUGUAUUUCUCAAUGGAGUUGACAGUCUAUAACACAUCCUUUCAUUGAGGAGUGAUGCUGCUCUGUUAUAAUGCUCACGCAAAGCCACAAUACUAGUUUCAUUUCACAGUCAGUCAUUUCCAUCAUUAAAGAGUUAAAAUCAAA